CUAAUGUGAAACCAAAAGGGAGAUGAGGCAGCCACGUGGCCUUUCCCCAUUGAGAAUCCUCUCAGUGACUGUGACUCUCUCACUCCUUCGCAAGGAAGUUGCAACUUAGACUGAACUCGUGCGAUCCUUUUUAAGCUUUAGCUCUCCUUGUCUAACUGCCCCCAGGCUGCGCCACUACAAAACGACGUCGUGGGGGAAGAGAGAUAGAGAGAGAGAGAUGGAGAGAUUAGGUGAAGAGAGAGGCGCCGGAGGAAAGCUCAGGAAGCCGCCGUCGCGCAAGCCGCCGUCCACACCUUACUCUCGGCCACCACCACCGCCGAGCCAAGCCGGAGCCGAAGCAGGUGGUCGGCGAUGGAUUUCGAAGCUGGUCGAUCCGGCUUACCGGCUAAUUUCCAGUGGCGCCACUCGAAUUUUUCCUUCGUUGUUUUCCAAACCAGAUUCCAUUGAUGCCCUUCCUGCACCCACUCCUCAAAAUCACCAAGUGGAACAAGAUGGUGGUUGUGACGAUGGAAAAUGCGCUAUAAAUCCGUAUUUAUUGCAGUUUGGAUCAUCCAGAUCAACUGGAGUAGCAAGUCCUAGUGGGGCAGCUGAUAGAUUGAAGAGUGGUUCUAAAUUUGAUGGGUACAAACAAGAGAAGAAUGCUGGCCUUUCUGAUGAUGACAGGCUUUCUGAAAUUGAGAAGCUUUUGAAAGGGAAAAGUUUUUCUAGGGACGAACUUAAUCAUUUGAUGGAGAUAUUACAUUCUAGGGCUGUUGAUCAUAAGCCAAACAUGAUUUUGGGAGGAGACCCUGCUGGGCUUGUAGUAGCACAGGAAACUCCAAGAAUUUCAAGUGAAGAAAAAGAUUCAAAGAAAGCUUUAAAGUUGCAAGAUCAAGUUGGUGCUUCGCCAGUUGAAAUUGCAAGAGCAUACAUGGGGAACAGAGCAUCAGAAAUAGGCCUUGGUUCUAAAAAUAUAACAUCAGAAGAUGAAAGAGCAUUACUACAUGGUGAUGAAUCUGCUGCAAAACCAUUUAUACAAUCACCUUCACCUAAGCCGUCUGCAUGUUGGCCUGGUUCCAUGGCACAAGAUCAACAUGGUUACUUGACCCCACAAAGUCAAAGAAGCAAAUUUGGACUUCAUAACUUUCCCCGAACUCCUUAUUCUAGAACUAUUUUUUCGAAGUCCAAGACCAGGAUCACCCCAUUACGAGGUGAUAGCAAUCGGGGCAUGAACAUUUCAUCAACUCCCUUUCAGCAAUCACAAACUCAUUUAUUUGGACAGGUGAAAAGGAGUGAUGCUCUGGAUAAUGAUUAUGGAUCGGUGGGACCCAUUCGUAGGACAAGGCAUAAACCUCUUGCAAAAUAUUCUUCAGGAGGGUCUGCAUAUUUACGUGCUUCUGUAGAUGGUCCUUCACAGGUGAAAAAUUCUGAUGCUUCUGAAGGCAUCUUGUCUGCUGUCAAGAAAAAUAUGGAAAUUGGAGGAACAAGUAGCACUUCAAAACCUCAGUCAUUAUACAGUAAGCCACACAGGUCUGAGAAGGCUGUUGCUGCAGUACAUCCACAUACUACUGAGAUGGCUAGGAAGAUUUUGGAGCAUAUUGAUAGAAAUCCACCCACUCCUAAGGAUAAGACUUCAGAGUUAAAGCUAGUCGCUACAUGGAAGAAACCUGAAUCUUCUGUUGUAAGCAAUGCCAUGUCAAAUGAGCGUAAUACCUUACCAAAUUUAGGAUAUUUUGGUUCUUACAAAAAUAAAGAUCAAAUUGACCAGAAUAAUUAUGCUCAAAGGAGUGAAGAUAUAAGGAACUCUCAUUUUAAGGUUCCACCUCAGGACAGUACUUCUGAAGCUGCCAAGGCUGUAAAUAAAGGUGGUUCAGCUUCUUCAGUGACUAGACCAGUUUUGCCUUCUAUAUCUAUUAGCAAGCCUGUGUCAAGAUGGCCAUUUACUUCCGAUGCUGGUUCAGGGUUUACAUUCCCAGUUUCUUCCUCUGGAGUAGAGCCACCAACGCCAACCAUUGUGCCAUCACUCUCAGGCAGUGGUCUGCAGCAGAAAGAGGGACCUGCCAUUCCUUCAUAUAGUUUUGGCUCACAAAGGUCUAAUCCUGCCCUUGUAUUUUCCUUUCCUUCUACAAGCAGUGCUACCAUUCAUGAAGAUGCUCUGGAUAUUAAGUUCAGCUUUGGAUCUGAUGAGAAGACGCAGUUAUCUUUCAGUUCAUUCGAAAAAGAUGCUGUCUGCUAUUAACUAAAAUGAUCAUGUUAUAGGAUUUUUAUUUUCCCCUUAUAUUCAUUUCCUUUUCUUUUCUUUUUUUUUGUUUCCCAGUAGCUUGUACUCUCUAGCCAUUGUUUCCUUCAGUGGGAAAGGAGUAAAAAGAGCAGUUUGAAGUGGAAAAUGGCACAUUUAAUUUUUUAA
Messenger RNA from Quercus lobata, 2386 nucleotides. Its product is annotated as nucleoporin-like protein. The record is from RefSeq and is a predicted model, not a curated record. The coding region runs from base 218 to 2218 and encodes 666 amino acids. Gene Ontology annotation, cellular component: nuclear envelope. NCBI's taxonomy places the organism in Eukaryota, Viridiplantae, Streptophyta, Magnoliopsida, Fagales, Fagaceae. The transcript is spliced from 7 exons. Gene Ontology annotation, biological process: nuclear membrane organization.